Messenger RNA from Ixodes scapularis (black-legged tick), 2571 nucleotides. Its product is annotated as mutS protein homolog 5. NCBI's taxonomy places the organism in Eukaryota, Metazoa, Arthropoda, Arachnida, Ixodida, Ixodidae. Gene Ontology annotation, biological process: chiasma assembly; mismatch repair. The record is from RefSeq and is a predicted model, not a curated record. The coding region runs from base 3 to 2534 and encodes 843 amino acids. The transcript has 28 exons. Gene Ontology annotation, molecular function: ATP-dependent DNA damage sensor activity; mismatched DNA binding; ATP binding. Gene Ontology annotation, cellular component: nucleus.
GUAUGGCGGUGCAGAGCACCACUGCUUCAACAAGUGGACUCGGACAAACUAAUCAUCCCGCUACCACCACAAGUGCCACUGAGGAAGACAGUCCUGAGGUCAUUCUGAGCCUGGUUUGGUCUACCGGGCACUUCGGCGCUGCCUACUACGACAGUAGUACGCUGAAAAUACACCUUAUCGCCGACCAGCUUGACGCGGCUCCAAAACACUCACUGGUAUUUUUAGUCCUCCAAGAAGUCAAGCCUACCCGUGUGCUCCUUAGUGCCAGAUGUGAUGACAAACUUGUCCGGGCCAUAGUGAACUUCUUAUCCCCAUCCGACGAUGCCUCGUCCGAAGCCUCCACCCUCAACAAAGAUGUUGUUCGCAUCCUGCCUUAUAAGGACUUUGCGUACGAAACCAGCAGGCACCGUUUGAUCCACCUGCCACUACCCAACAUCCCAGAGGGACUUCCAGACGAAAAUCGUUUCGUCUACAUGUCGUCUCUUGUCGACUUCACCGCUGUUUUAAUGGUGAGGGCAGCUGGUGGUCUGCUCAACUUUCUCGACCAGAACAAGCGCAACUGCUUGGACGGUUCUCAGGACUGUCACGUGAUUCGGGGGCUGGUCUUGAGUGACUUGAAAGAUCGUGUUCGAAUGACACGGACAGCUUUUGGGGGCCUCCAUAUCUUCAAGGAGGAAUGGCAUCCCUCCGUCUUUAAGUGUGGCAUCUCCAAAAAGGAGGGUCUCUCUUUGUUCGGUCUCUUCAACCAGUGCAAGUCCAAGGUUGGAGAGAAGGAACUCAGAAAACUGCUCUGCCGGCCGACGAAGGACGUGGACAAACUACGUUCUCGUCAAGACUCGAUUGCCUAUUUCUUGACUCCCCAAAACCAGCUGGUCAUGGGGUCCCUUCGGCAGUGCCUGUCACACGUGCGGGACCUAACGAACAUUCUCAUGCGAAUGUCUGUGGCAGCCAUCACUGUGACCCAGUGGAAAACAUUCUACAAGGCGUGCGAAAGCAUGAUCGCAAUCAGGGGCAUCUGUCAGUCCAGCCUCACGCCUAGCGACGGGAUCGACGUCCUGAAGAAGAUGGCCUCUCUCUCCGUCGUCGACCUUCUGAGGGUCGCUUCUCUCGUCGAAAAAAUUCACGACUUCGAGGGCUCGCAGGCGGCCGGCCGGUUUGUUGUGAACCGAGGGAUCGACAGCGUCCUGGACGAAAGGAAGCGUAUCUACAACGGACUUCCGGACUUGUUGACGCGCAUCGCUUACCAGGAGUUGGAUCGGCUCGACGACAGAAUCCCAGAGUGCCAAGUGGUGUACCUGCCGCAGAUUGGGUACUUGCUGACCCUGUCGCAACAAGACGUCGUCAGCGUAGACCUCCCGGCAUUGCAGUUCCUGUUUGCGUGCGACGACAAGAACUACUACAAGAGCGGAACUACGAAAACUUUGGACGGAAUCUUGGGAGACACAAUGUACGAGAUCAUCGACAGAGAAACCGAGAUAAUGUUCAAGGUGCAGAAAAUAAUCUUGGAGGUGGCGGGCACACUCAUUGACUCGGUGGCUGUCUGCGGGGAACUGGACGCGCUGCUGUCUUUGGCUUUGGUUGCCCAUGAGCGUGGCUACGUGAGGCCAAGCUUGAGCACCGAUCCCGUCAUCCAAAUUAAUGGAGGGAGGCACCCGUUGCUCGAGGUGACAACCAGUAGCUGCGUUCCCAAUUCUUACUCGAGCGGAGGUUCGCACGCGAAGAUCAAAGUACUCACGGGGCCGAACAACUGUGGGAAGAGCGUCUACCUGAAAACGGUUGCACUGAUCGUCUACAUGGCGCACAUUGGAAGCUACGUCCCGGCCGAAGCGGCUCUGAUCGGCCCGGUGGACAGCAUCCGAACGUGCAUGUCCGUCGACGAAUCCCUUCUGCACGGCCUGUCGUCCUUUGCACUGGACCUUCAACAGAUGUCGCAGAUUUAUCAAGGACGUGGAGAAAGGUCACUCGUCGUCUUGGACGAGUUUGGGAAGGGAACCAGAAGGGCGAAUGGUAUCGGGCUUUUGGUGGCCACGAUCGAGAGCUUCCUCGAAGACUCCGACCAGUGCCCCCAUGUGAUCCUGGCAACACACUUUCACCUGCUGCACGACAUUUUGCCAUCGUCACCCCUGCUGAGUCACCAGACGUUUGCCAGCCUUCACCACCAGGGGGAGAUGGUCUACCUGUACCAGCUGAUUGAAGGCCACGCCAGAGGAAGCUGCGCCGGAUUGGUCGCUUUGUCGGCCAACGUGGCAAGAGACGUCGUCCAGAGGCAGCAACAGAUCGUGAAAUCGCGCAGUGCCAACAGCAACAUCGGCGUUCUUCGUCUGGAGAGAAAGCAACACGACUGGACGGAGGUACAAGAGGCAGUCGACAUGUUGCUGAGUACCCGCCUGUCCACACCCGACGCAGGCGACGGACUUCUGCAACGACUCUUUAUUUGUACGACUCCGACUUGGCACCUGCAAGGACCCAUCCUGAGGUCGCCGCAAGAUUUCCGACCACAUCCACGUACCUCGGGCUGUUCGACGGGACCAUGAAGCAUCUCCGGGGUCGAGGUGAAGGGCAGCACCGUAC